CGAAAGGUUAAGUGUUCACAAUGUAAACACGUUGACUUAACCAAAUAUAGGCAUGUUUGCCUUGUAAAAAGAUGAGCUAAUUAAAUAACAUGUCGAUGUAUGAGGUGAUUGAAUAAUUUACUGAAUAUGGGAUUAGAUUAGAAAUUGAUCGAACAUGAAGAUAUGAAAGGGAACGAUGUAUACCUACUUUAGACAUGAUAAAGUCAUUUUUAUUGAUUGUGAAAGUGUUACAGAUUAAAUGAAGUAGAAAAUGAAUGUAAGAUGAAUUAAGUAUUUGCAUUUGAAGAGGCUCUCAAACAGAAGUUUUGUGUACUGACCCGGAUGUUUUUACAGAAAAAUCCACAGCCAUGUCUGACCAAGUUUCGGUAGAGGAAGUGACAUCAAUAGUCAUCGACAGCGGUUCCGGCGUCACAAGGGUCGGUUUUGCCGGCGACGAUGCCCCGAGGGCGGCAUUUGCAACCAUUCUUGGGAAACCAAAACACGACGUAGUGAUGCGGUGUGUAACUGACCCUAUGUCCACAUUCGUGGGGGAGCAUGCCCUGGCGGAACGGGGAAUCCUGUCGCUUCGCCGCCCCCUGGAACGAGGCAUUGUCACCGACUGGGACGACAUGGAGAAAAUCUGGCACCAUGCCUUCUACAAUGAGCUCCGUGUGGCACCGGAAGAACAUCCGGUAUUGAUAACCGACCCACCCUUCAAUCCGAAGUUGAACCGCGAGAAAAGCAUGGAGAUAAUGUUCGAGACGUUCCGAACACCGGCCAGUUACAUCAGCAUGACGCCAGUUCUCUCCCUGUAUGCAUCAGGGCGUCACUGUGGUAUCGUCGUGGACGUCGGAGAUGGAGUCGCACACAUCACGCCUAUCGAUGGAGUUUAUACAUGGAGACACGCAAUGAAGAGAACGCACGUAGCAGGAAGUGACGUCACAGACUACCUCGCACAGUUACUCACGGAGAGGGGUCAUUAUUUUCAUACAACGGCCGAGCGCGAGCUAGUGCGCGAAAUCAAAGAGAAAAUUGGAUAUGUGGCCUUGGACUUUGAAGAUGAAAUGAAAACCGCUAUGACGUCAUCAAAACUUGAAACCACGUACGAACUUCCGGACGGCAAAGUUAUCACCGUUGGCAACGAAAGGUUCCGGUGCGCGGAGGCGCUAUUCAAACCGCAUAUAAUUGGCAUGGAGCAGCCUAGUAUCAGCGAGCUGGUGUACCAGUCCAUUCAGAAGACAGACAUUCACGUACGAAAGGACUUGUAUUACAACAUAAUCCUGUCCGGAGGAUCCACCAUGUUCCCAGGUUUUGCGGAGCGUCUGACGAAGGAAAUGACGUCAUUAAUCCCGCCCAUCAUGCGGACUAAAGUGCUGGAACCCCCGGAGCGGAAGUACUCCGUGUGGAUCGGCGGCUCCAUUCUUGCGUCUCUGUCCACGUUCGCCUCCCAGUGGAUCUCAAAGGCGGAGUACGAGGAACACGGACCGGCCAGUGUACAUAUGAAAUGUAUUUGAGUCUAGCUUGUUCUAUGCAAACUGCACUUAAUGCAAAUGCGUCAAGUUUCGUUCCAGAUUUUUCUGUGCAGUUCACAAAGGCUCAUCAGGAACUGCACUUUCUGCUUUAAUGGUAUCUUCUUGUUUUAAGCCCAGUUUAGGCGAAAAUGGUUAUCCCUGAUUGCCCCCAUUUUCACAGACCAGGCAUUGUACAUAUGGAAUGUAUUGGAUAGAUUGUAGGCAUUUUAUGUAAUGUUCCAGGGUUAUUUAUACUUUGUUAUUUUAUAUUAUACCAUACAUAUGAUUUUUUUUGAAAGGUGCUGUUAAAAAUAAACAGAGAAGGGAAAUGCAUUUAUAGAAAUAAAUAAACAAAAUAUCUGUGCGAAGUACUACGAACACUAAAAUUUAAAAAAAAAGUAAUGCCCUAAUGGCGAGAGUAGUGUUUAUACUUGAUAUUAAAAAUAACGCAAUACAUUACAUUUAAUCGUUUAAGUACUUAAUUUUAUUAUGUAUUAGCUAAUUUGCUAUCGUGUGGUCCACAAAAAUAGUAUGUUUAAUACAAUCAGAAUAUAGUUCACCGAAAUAAUAUUUAAUGGUUAUUGAGACAAAAGGUGGAUCACUUGAGGGGAGAUUGCACAUUGAACGCGCAACCCGUUCCCAUACUCAUUACCUACUUUAAAAAUCUUCAGACGAAAGAUAACUGACCAAUUUUAUUACAUCCGCUUAUUGGUCCGUGGCUUUAAUGUCGGGGAUGUAUAAAAGAAAAAAAAGAGUUAAAUUUUGCAAAAUAUUCCCUACCUUACCCAUCCUCGCAUGUUUUGUUGUGGUUGGUUUUUUUUUUCAUACCGACAUAAGAAAGUUGGCAAAAAAGAAAAGCGAUAGUCACAUGAUAACAACUGUAUUUGUCGUAUUAAUGGUUUUCUUGUUUGAUUGUGUGUAUUAUUUAUCAAAUAUGCAAUAUGAUAUACACAGCAUGAGUCCAUGUAUUCGAUAUUGUAGCAUUCACACUAAUAAAUAUUUAUGAAGUCAAA
Dreissena polymorpha is the source of this 2503-nucleotide messenger RNA. Its product is annotated as actin-like. NCBI's taxonomy places the organism in Eukaryota, Metazoa, Mollusca, Bivalvia, Myida, Dreissenidae. The transcript is spliced from 8 exons. The coding region runs from base 348 to 1493 and encodes 381 amino acids. The record is from RefSeq and is a predicted model, not a curated record.